CUGUAAAUAGGAGCCAAUCAGCAGCGGGGGACGGGUAUAAAAGGCAGAGCGCAGUUUUAAUCCGCAGCAGAUCCCUUCAGACCCUCAACACAGAAGACUGAAUUGACAGGUCAGCAGCCGGACCUCAUCAUGCCUUUCGGAAACACCCACAACAAGCUGAAGAUGAACUACUCGUCGGAUCAGGAGUAUCCCGACCUCAGCCAGCACAACAACCACAUGGCCAAGGUGCUCACGCCCGAAAUGUACGACAACCUGAGGGACAAGGAGACGCCCAGCGGGUUUACCCUGGACGACCUCAUCCAGACCGGCAUUGACAACCCAGGUCACCCGUUCAUCAUGACGGUGGGCUGCGUCGCCGGAGACGAGGAGACGUACGAGGUGUUCAAAGAACUGCUGGACCCGGUGAUCGAAGAACGCCACGGAGGAUACAAACCAUCAGAUAAACACAAGACGGACCUGAACGCUGAUAACCUGCAGGGUGGAGACGAUCUGGAUCCAAACUACGUUCUGAGCUCUCGGGUUCGGACAGGAAGGAGUAUCCGCGGCUUCUGUCUGCCGCCGCACUGCAGCCGCGGAGAACGCCGCGCCAUCGAAAACCUCUCCCUUGAAAGUCUAGACAUCCUGGAUGGAGACUUAAAGGGGAAGUACUACGCUCUGAAGAACAUGUCGGAGGAGGAGCAGCAGCAGCUCAUCGAUGACCACUUCCUGUUCGACAAGCCCGUCUCCCCACUGCUGCUGGCGUCUGGCAUGGCCCGCGACUGGCCCGACGGCCGCGGCAUCUGGCACAACGACAACAAGACCUUCCUGGUUUGGGUGAACGAGGAAGAUCACCUGCGUGUCAUCAGCAUGCAGAAAGGAGGCAACAUGAAGGAGGUGUUCAAUCGCUUCUGCACCGGACUCACCAAGAUCGAGAGCUUGUUUAAGGAGCGAAGUCACGAGUUCAUGUGGAACGAACACCUGGGCUACGUGCUCACCUGCCCGUCUAACCUGGGGACGGGCCUCAGAGCCGGAGUCCACGUCAAGCUGCCCAACGUCAGCAAGAACGAGAAGUUUGGAGAGAUCCUGAAGAGGCUGAGGCUGCAGAAGAGAGGAACAGGCGGCGUGGACACGGCGGCGGUGGGCGGAGUCUUUGACAUCUCCAACGCCGACCGUCUGGGCUUCUCGGAGGUGGAGCUGGUACAGAUGGUGGUGGACGGCGUGAACCUGCUGGUGGAGAUGGAGAAGCGUCUGGAGGGCGGAGAGAGCAUCGAUGACCUGAUGCCGGAGCAGAAGUGACCUGUGUCGCUGGAACACCCCCCCACCCCCACCUCCUCACCCCCCCACUCACUGUAACCAAUGAGAAACCGUCCUGAAGCUGCGGGACGUUUAGAGUUAGACUCCCAACAUGUGAAGGACUUUCUAUUUCCUGUUGGACCCAACUAACACCUGAAAUAUCUAAUAAAGUCUGUGUGGCCCCGACUAAA
This is a messenger RNA of Cottoperca gobio, 1463 nucleotides long. RefSeq names its product creatine kinase, brain b (gene ckbb). Gene Ontology annotation, biological process: phosphocreatine biosynthetic process. Lineage: Eukaryota; Metazoa; Chordata; Actinopteri; Perciformes; Bovichtidae. The record is from RefSeq and is a predicted model, not a curated record. Gene Ontology annotation, molecular function: creatine kinase activity. Bases 130 to 1275 code for a protein of 381 amino acids. The transcript is spliced from 8 exons.